ACUUUCGCAACAUAAGCAGUACUUCUAGUGGUGGCAUAUUGAGUUUGCACUGAUCUUACAAAAAUUAGGAGACCAAAGGUCAGCAGGUAUAAGAUGGGAGCCCCGAGCACGAGUUAUCUGUUCUCUUCUUUUUGGAUCCAAUGGGCAGGGACACAUUUUAUACCUACAUCUUGGAACUCCAGACAACGUGUCUUUCUUUGGCCAUCAUGGCUACGCAAAGAGACCAGCCUGUCAAAGGCACCGAUGCCCCCCGUCCAAAAGCUGCUGGUGAUCCCGAGGAAGAUGAAGAAGAGUGGGAUAGCAUCGAGCUUCCAGAUCCAGACGCUGAAUGGGAGCAAGUGUACAAAUGCGCUGCCGAUCCUCAUGCCAUCGACUACUACAAAGAUGAAGGCCUCAUCGAGAAGCCAAUCGAGGAUGGCUGGACGAACGUGACCCAAGUCCCGGAGGAAAUCCGUAGGGGAGAACAGGGGAAAAGGGUCAUGUCUACACACGAUCCUGCCGGUCUCGGAGAUAAGGCCAGGAAGCGGCUCGCCAGGCAGAGAAAUGCGAAAGCUGCGGCAGCUGGUGCUAAGACGAAGGCUGGUACUGAUGCUGGCUCUGGCUCUGGUUCUGGUACUACCCGUUAUAUCCCCGAUGGGUACGUUCCAACUCCAGCUCCAGCUCCAGCUACGACUACAACUACGGCUACGGCUGCCACUGGAAAUAGCGGUCGGAUGGCUGAUGGAUGGAUACGUGCCGCGUUGUCCCAUCGCCCGCCUUUUGGUGCCUUUCUGGACACCGAGCGACGGGAGACCAAGUAAUAUCGCCCAUGGAAAUCCCGGACUACAAGGGAUAUUGGCGCUCUAGGAUAUAGACCAUGUGGUGCAGAUCGAGAUGAUCUUGAGCCGGAGUUAAUUCAUUAUCGGUAUUCACAGUAUAGCUUAUGUUGGAUAUUAUAUUUGUAUCAACUAGUCUGUCGCGGAGUCUAUAGAUAGACCUUUUAAUACCGAUAUAUUUCCUUAUCUAGAAAAUCAAUACCUCUAUA
Molecule: messenger RNA, 1024 nt
Organism: Annulohypoxylon maeteangense
Lineage: Eukaryota; Fungi; Ascomycota; Sordariomycetes; Xylariales; Hypoxylaceae
Exons: 3
Coding region: 141-800 (219 amino acids)
Source: RefSeq, a predicted model, not a curated record